This is a messenger RNA of Solea senegalensis (Senegalese sole), 7547 nucleotides long. It is a transcript of the gene lnx2b, whose product is annotated as ligand of numb-protein X 2b. Gene Ontology annotation, molecular function: protein binding; ubiquitin-protein transferase activity. The transcript is spliced from 10 exons. The record is from RefSeq and is a predicted model, not a curated record. Bases 3968 to 6070 code for a protein of 700 amino acids. Lineage: Eukaryota; Metazoa; Chordata; Actinopteri; Pleuronectiformes; Soleidae.
AUCAUAAUUUCCAGGUUUGGUACACACUGAUCCCCAUUUUUCAACAUUCUCUGACAUUUCAGAGACAAAACUAGUACUGGAUUGAUUGAUAAUAAAAUAAUUGUUUUAUUGCAGCCCCUACUUAAUUCUAACAUGUAUGUAUUCCACUUUUAAUUAGCAUAGAACAUGGAAUAAUCGACACAUUAUUGUAUUAAAUUGCAGCCUUUGUAAUUUAUAAAUUUUAUUCAUAAAUCCUAAACAUUGAGGAGGGUUUUUUAGGCACAGAUUUAAUUUACAACCCAUACGUUUGUUUAAGUGUCUUAAUUGCUGAAAAAACCCAUUUGGUUUUCAUGGUCCUGGAUCAUGGGUCUCAAGCUCAAAACAUGAACUUGGGCACACUGAGCAUCUAGUCUGGUCAGGAUUUGCUCACUUUUCCCACCCUCAAGUAUGAUCUUUAAAUCAUAACAUAAUAUUCCAUCAUGUGACGACUAUUCUAUGAACUUCUUUCUGUCUGUCAAUGUGCAAAUAGCCUUUAUUCUAAGUGUUAUAUUUAGCACACCCGGUCUAUGUUAUUAUAUUAUUAAUUCAUCAUUGCCCUGCCUUGCCAUAGUAAUUGCGUAAGAGGUUGUCUAAAUCAGGUUUUAGUCACUCCUAAAUGAAAAUGGGUUGCACCACUUUUACUAGCCAUUGUGUUGUAGAGCUUAGUAAUUACAAAAUAUUUUCACCAACCCCAUAUUUGGUGUAAGUGUUAGUGUACCAUACCCUAGCUACGCUCUCCAAUUUGUGCGCUCAGACCCUAAUAAUGGCUCAUUUAGAGAGGAUGAUGGCACUGCAGGAGGAACAACAACCUGUCAUCAGCAACUUUCGUUCAGUGCAAUGAGAUAGAUAUUUAUUCCCGUUGCUGUUUCUGGCUUGACCACACAAUCGAAAUCACAAACUUGCUAACUGCGGCUAUUGUGCACCACCCUCCAUCUCUUUUUCUUGUUUUGUAUUUCAUUGGGAUAUUUUGCUACAGGGUCAAUGCAGAUUUGGGGCUUGAGGACACGUGUUGGGAAAAGCCAAUCAUCACCAUGAGUUUUAAUUGAUAAUAUUGUACAUGUUACAGUUAGAACGAUGUUUUCCGGCAGGUAGGCUUUUGCUUUGUUGUGAUGUUGAGGAGAAUCUCACUGUUUACUUUCUGCUUUGCAUGCUGAUUUGGCAACCAUUACUCAUGCAACUAGCAAACCACUUGUGCAUUACUAUGAAUUCCCUGGCUAUGCGAUUGCGUAAGUUGGUCUUGUGCAACCAAAAUUAGUAAACUCCUUGCUGUAAACUAGCUUGUAAUUCCUAAGGCUUUAGUGGUGUUUUGGUAAUUAGUGAAUCCUGAAUUUACUAGAGACUUAUAGCAAAUUGGUGCAACCCCACCCAGGAGCUUUGUCAGUGCGAGUUUAUUUCUGUUGCCACUUCACAUGUGAGUCUGUUGUUGUUUGAAUUUAGCUCAAUGAAGCUUGUUUUAUUUGGGUAUGGAUGCUUCCUGCAUAUACAGUAGAUAAGCAAUGCAAAUAUUGCUAAUAUUCAAAGCAGGAGACAUUGGAGGUCGUUGCCAAAGCACUUACAUAAGGUUCAAAAAGUGCUCAGCAUAGCUGUCAUUUGAAUUUUGCUACUAAGACAAUUAUAUUUUUUACUUUAUCAAGAUAGAAAACAUCCACUGCAUCCUAGUAAUGUGACAGAGUGAACAUGUCGGAGCAGUUCAUGUGAUUCUUUUAUUCCCAGACAUUAAUAAGAUUUAAUAAUCUGUAUUGGUAACACCAGACACUGGUGUAAAGCAGAGGUAGACAUGACACACCUGCCGUCUCAUAGACUUGGAGAAAUUAUUAGUGUAAAGUGGCUUCACCUGUGUUCGCUGAGGGUGUGGUGGCACAUGUGACUCACUCAUAUCAACCAUGAAAGCGAGUGAUUUGGCUCAGCUUCCAUGAAAAGGGUAAUCCUAAAGGAGACUGGAAGGCACUCUAUAGACCACAGACAUUUCUGUUGUAAGAUUAGACUGUCACAUGGUUGGGAGGCUUUGGAUAAAACAUUUCCUCGUGAAGGCUGGUCCAAACUGAUUGGCUUUAGUGUGGGAUUCAUGGGAAGUCAUUUGCUGUUGUCAUUCAGUCAUAAAUAAUGCCCUGUGUGACUGAGGGUUACCAGUUUUCAAGUUUUUCACAAGUAGGUUUUUACUUAGAAGGAACUUGCUGUGAUGUUUUUGACUACAAAAAGUUAGAUUUGUUUUAGUUGUGGCUAAAGGUAACAAUCGUCAUCAAACUAACUGCACAUUAUUGUUACAGGAUUAUUUUUACUGAGUCUGAAUACAGUUUUCAACAAGUUCACGGUUCGAUAUACAUUAAUGUCAUAUUUAUGCUUUGUUUGUUUUCUGUCCGCUAAGAAGUUUAGAUCACAAUUUCUUCACAAAAAUCAAUCUUUUACAAUCUGAUAUUUCAUCACAAUAAUUGAAACUCACCCCCGCCGUAGAGGGGAUGCUUUUGUAAUGUUUUUUUAACCAAAGUGAGACCAAACAAUCCCAAAGAGCAAAGUCCAAAGCCAAGACACAAGAAAUGAUUUAACCGCUGACAAAAAAAAGCUGAUACUCUUCUUAAGUGAUACGGCAGAACUGACUUUUAUCUUUUAAAAUGCCAAAUAGAAUAUAGAAUAGAAUACAAUUUAUUGUCCAUCGGGUGCUUUUUUUGAAGAGUAAUUUUUUCUUACUCUUCAACAUGAUAAUAUUCAAUAAGCACUCACAUAAAAUGGAGAAAAACAAUUGCAUUGCAAGUACUGUGUAUUAUUGAUUGUUUCACCAACAAAUCAGGCAAUCAAAUGAUAAUUAAUUACAUUUUUAGCGCAUGCAGGGCAGUUCCCUCCGUUUCACAAGGAGAAUCCCAAGAAAGACGAGUGCGUUUAUUGAUUUCACGCUGUAUCGUUACAUAGUGAUCUACUGCAGUGUUUGAACAAUGGGUAUUGAUAGAUAAGUUUCAAGCACAGUGAAAGUAAAGCAUUGCCAAGAACACUAUGUUGUCACACAAUCAGAAGCCAAAGAGAACCACGUAUUGAUAAAACAAUAGAGAAGGAAUUUAACGAUAAGAUAAUCAGUCAUGCCCUUUGCAGUUGAGUAGCACGGUGUAUUUAACACACAGAUAGUAUCUUAUUCAUCUAUUUAUUUCUAUCAUUGGUGCUCUAGAUCAUGUGGUUUCUAAAUAAAUGGGAGCACAGUCUGGUUAAUACUGUGUUUCUCUCCUCUGUGCUACAGGAUCCAUGACCCCUAUCCAUUACAGGACACGGUUUCAUUUGCACCAAGUAGAGACAAAGAGUGAAAGAAGGCCUGUAUGACGUCAGCCAGCGUGCCUGCAUGUGAAAAGACAUGUGUGCACACAUUUAUAUUUAGGCUUGUGUGUUUGCAAUCAGUCAUUGAGCUACUUAGUGUACUUCACCUGUAGUAGUGCAGCAUCAGCAGUGUGUGACACACAUACACACACACAUGUGUAUAUAUAGUAGCUGGAGAGCUAGGAGCUCCUUCCCUCUGCCUUUUUUUUCUAGUUACACCAAUUCCCCUCUGCAUUCCUGACACCAGUGCAGCCAGAGCUCAUACACAACUACACAAAAUAUACACACACUCACACACAGAGAGAGAGGGAGAGAGCGCGACACACACACACACAUUACUGUGUUGGUGUGCUGCUGGAGAGGCAGGGCUCUGGUUUCAUUUGGGCUUCAGGCAGCCGCUAUGUUAGAGCCUCACGUUUGCGUGCGUUGGCCACUGAGCGCUUGACAACAAAGAUAUCAUCUCGGGUGAGUCGCUCCAAGAAAACCAAGAUGAAGACAUGGAGAAGUUGAUGUUUCCGGAUCAUUGUUUCACUUUCGCUACUUGAAUGGAUUCAGCUGUGGACGAUGCAGGCGUAGAUGAAUAUACCAGACACCGUUUCUAAGGGAAUAAUAGGAGGCAGAUCUUGGACUGAGGUCAGAGCUCUGUCAGCCAAUGGCUACUAUAGAAACCAAAGCUGCCACCAGUAGCAGCAGCAAUGCUGCAGGUCUCUCAUGGGCACGGUUAUGUAAGGAGUGUGGCCAGCAGCACGAUGGCAUGGACAGUCACCUGUAUGAGUACCAGGACGAGGUGGACGACGAACUGGUUUGCCACAUCUGUCUGCAGCCACUGCUCAAGCCCAUGGACACCCCCUGUGGCCACACGUACUGCUUUCACUGCCUGAGCAACUUCUUAAAAGAGCAGGACUUCUGCCCAGUGGACCGCCAGCGAAUACAGUUGCAUCAGUGCCGUCCAUCCAGCCUGCUGGUCAGGAACCUGCUGGACAAGCUGACUGUGAUGUGUCCUCAUUCUGACGAAUGCCAGCUGCAAAUGCAGCGCUGUGAACUGCAGCCCCACUUGCACAACAGAUGUCCUGUUUUUAGAAGACUGAGAGAGGAAGCGGAGAAAAGGAAGAGGCCCUCUUGGAAUGAGAUAAAAGGACGUAAGAGUGAAGGGGAGGCGCCCGGCGAUGCUAAACAUUCAGCAUCACUGUCCCGAAAUCCCACCCGGGAUCAGCCUGAGCCUGGGAUGAUUAAUCCGGCCUAUGAGGAGAGUGAGGACGACAACACCCCUCUCCGCUCGAGUCUGGUGGCCGAGGCCAACAUGGUGGAGUUGUUCAGAGAGGAGCCGGAGGAGGAGCUGGGCUUUCGCAUCGUGGGGGGAAAAGACACGCCACUAGGGAACAUAGUCAUCCAGGAGAUAGUGCGGGACUCGCUAGCAGCUCGUGACGGCAGAUUGGCCCCAGGGGACCAUAUCUUGGAGGUGAAUGAUAUCAGCUUGGCUUCCGUCCCCCACGCCAGGGCCAUCGCAGUGCUGCGGCAGCCUUCACUCCUCCGACUCACAGUGAUGCAGGAGAAAGGUUUCAAACCCAGAGAUCAACGGUCCGAUCACCAUCCGUCCUCUUCGACCACUUCCACCACCACCAUCGCCCAAUCCUCCUCGAGUUCCCACGGCAACGCUACCUCCAGUCACAACCCCGGCACGGUGCUGCAGGUGACGCUGAUGAAGAGUCAGCGCAGCGAGCCACUCGGCAUCAAACUCAUCCGCAAAUCGGACGAGAGUGGGGUUUUCAUCCUGGACUUGCUGCCUGGUGGUUUGGCGGCUGAAGAUGGGAAACUGAGUAACAAUGACAAAGUGUUGGCCAUUAAUGGACACGACCUUAGGCAUGGUACACCAGAGAGUGCUGCACAGAUCAUACAGGGAAGUGAGGUUCGUGUGAACUUUGUGGUAAUGAGAAGUGCAGAGACUCAGGAGGAAGGCGGCAGCGGCAGGGAGCACAACGGGAGGGCAGCCAGGAGAAAUCCUGAGCCACAGUACUUUAGACGCCGUUCCACGUACAUGAAGGAUCCUCCAGGUGGGUUUUCCAGCCAGGAGAAGACCGUGAGCCUGAAGAAGGAGCCUCGUCUUUCUCUGGGCAUCACCAUUGCCGGGGGGAGGGACUGUCGCAGCCGCCUGCCUGUUUACAUCACAAGUGUGCAGCCUGUCGGCUGUUUGCACCGAGAUGGCACCAUCAAAAGAGGUGACGUUCUGUUGAGCAUCAACGGUGUCGACCUGACCCAGUUGACCUACAACGAGGCCGUUUCUGUGCUGAAGGCUCAGACGGCUCAGUCGCAGGUGGUGCUGCGUGUCAUCCAGACGCUCUCCGACGACUCGGAGGAGGAAAACAACGCCGCCAAUAAGGACGAACUGGACUCCGGGGACGACACGAGGGACGACACCCUCAACUGGACACCACUGUGGACUCGCUGGUUGGGAUUACCAAGUCACAUGCACUGGUGCCAUGACAUUGUUCUGCACAAGACCAACAACGACAGCUGGGGCUUCAGCAUUGUCGGGGGCUACGAGGAGAGCCACGGCCAGCAGCCUUUCUUCAUCAAAACCAUCGUGCCUGGUACACCCGCUCACUUUGACGGACGCCUCAAGUGCGGCGAUGAAAUAGUGGCAGUGAACGGAGCCACAACGGUGGGGAUGAACAACUCAUCGCUCAUCCCCAUGCUCAAGCUGCAGAAGAAUAAGGUCACACUGACUGUGGUGUCCUGGCCUGGCAGUCUAGUGUAGAAAACACACUUCUUUAUUUACUCUCUAUCUCACACUCACACACAGCUGCGUUCUGGACUGAGCCACUCACUGUCCCCUCCACAUGUCACCGGUCGUCUGGUUACGUUUGGUAUCAAGGCCUCAGAUCAGUUAUGUAACACAGGAAUUGUGUGUGUGAACAUAUCUGGUGAGCACACGGGGGGCGGGGGGCUGGGGGGAUAUUUAAUCAGGGUUCAAAAUGAUGACAAUCAGUGGAUUUGCUGAAAUGGAAGGAUUUUUUUUCUAUAUUUUUGAUAACCUGUCGGAUAAUGUUAUGAAUCGGUUUGAGUGAUUCACCUAAAACAGCAUCCAAAGAUGAAAGUGUAGAUCUUUCACGCACACAGCUUUAUCGAUGCCGUCCGGGAUUAUAACAAAAUUGCCGCUGACCGAUGCCAAAGACGGAGAAAUCAUCCUAAUUUGUGUGAUUUUAUCAACUCUCUUUACAUAAACACAGUCUCGAUGAUGGACGCUAAUGUAAACAUCUGAAUCUGCACAUUAUAGAAAGACUUAUUUUAACGUAAUCUCCUUUCAAGAGUUUUAAACACACAGUUUGUCAUUUCUCCUGCUAGGAGUCUGUCAAUUAAAACAAAACAAAAGACCUUGUUUUAUGACAAGGGGAAGCAGCAUGGGAUCAUGGGAUCAUGGGAAUUCUUGUCUCGUUUGGUUUCCUGUGUGCAUCCUGCGCUUUACAGGGAAAGUUUCUGUGGCUCGUCACUGGCUGUGUCGUAGCACCAAAGAAUUCCUUCCUCACUAUGUAAAGCAACUAGCUAGCUAGCAUUGUUACAUAUUAUAUCUUUAAAUGGUCUGAAUAAUCACUCAAAUCAUGCACUCCCUUGAAUUAGAACUACAAUAAAUCUUCAUGGUCAGUUCAAACAGAGCUGGUAGGAAACUGCUUGGGUUCAGGGAAAAGAAACGUCAUUUCAAAUUGUUAUAGAAGCAAAUAAAUGUAUGACAAAUUGAUUUUUUUUAAUAUAUAUACAUAAUUUUACCCGCACUGUUGUUAAUCCUUAAACAAGACACAAGUUUUUACUCAAGAGUUUUGAUUUAUUGAUCGAUUACAUGUGCUCUGUAUUUAUUUCACAUGAUACGAUGCCUCAUGCUGAUGAGUUGGCUGUGGAAGUGGGUGCCUUGUAGACAUUGAAGGACAAACCAGAUUGUAUAGUUGCCUUAAAAUUGCCACUUUACCGACACGUGUUUCCUUUCCUCUCAUUAUACAGUGUGUAUAUAGUUUGAAUAUGAAUUCAAGGAUGAAUGGCCGAGCCCAGAUAAAAAUUGAUUUACUCUUUUGUUCCACACAUUCCCCCGUAGCCUUUCCUGUAUCUUGUUGAAUAAUUCAGAAUAUUGUCAGCGAGUUAGUUUUUUGUUUUUGUUUUUUAAUCAGAAUGACUAUGAAUUAUUAGUAAUGUUAUGUGUUGGCUCAUACAGUUUCAUUAUGUUGAAUAAAGUUGUAACAAAUCCA